Limulus polyphemus (Atlantic horseshoe crab) is the source of this 2945-nucleotide messenger RNA. It is a transcript of the gene ath, whose product is annotated as putative ATP-dependent RNA helicase DHX33. The record is from RefSeq and is a predicted model, not a curated record. Gene Ontology annotation, molecular function: ATP binding; RNA binding. The transcript has 22 exons. The coding region runs from base 115 to 2784 and encodes 889 amino acids. Gene Ontology annotation, biological process: positive regulation of transcription by RNA polymerase I. Gene Ontology annotation, cellular component: nucleolus; intracellular anatomical structure. NCBI's taxonomy places the organism in Eukaryota, Metazoa, Arthropoda, Merostomata, Xiphosura, Limulidae.
UCUUAGCCUUGUAUUGAAAGCUUUUAUCAUGACUUAUUAAUAAUGAUAUUGUAUAUAAUAAACUACUCUUUCUGGACUACAAGAUUAUUCAGUAUAUGAUAACACUAUACAAACAUGAAGUUUAAUGGAAACCAUGUCAAAAUUUUCAAUAAAAAAAGUAAAGCAUUGCAGAAGAAGAAAAACAAAAUUGGCAAUUCACGUGUAUCUUUACUUAAUGACUCUGUGACCGAGAAACAGCUUUUGAUACCAGCUGAUUUUGGAAAACAUUUGUCUAUAAUUCCAUCUAAAGCUUGGGAUAAAUUUAAGAAAAGAUCAUUGAAAGAUGAUCAUGGCUAUGGUUCUCAACCUGAAAAAAAAUUGAAGUUAGCAAAAAGCAAAAACACUUCAGUUUUUCCACAAUGUGGUUUUUUCCAGGGGAAGAAAAAAAAGAACUCUAUUAAAGGUAAAGGCAUCUUAUUUAAAAAAGGGAUUUAUAAAAGUGAUAAACAUCAGAAAAAAAGCACCUCAAGAAACAGGAAUAUAGAAAUGAAACAGAAGAAACUAAACAAGAAUGCAAGGAAGCACAAAAAAUAUAUAUUGCUUGAUAGUUCAGUUGUGGAUACUGUUAAUGCGGAAGACAAGUCAGAGAAUGUGCAUGCAUCCCUUAAAAAAAUUGAGAGUAGCAAUAAAAUUGCAGCCAAAAUAGAGCAAAGGUCUUUUCAAAAUGGGUGUACGAGUAACAUUUCAAAGAAAACAGAAUGUGUUGCUGACAAAAAGCCUGAAAAGAACAGAACUUUUAAUAACACAGGUUAUAUAAAGCGGCCUUCACAUUUGCAGAAAAUGAGCUCCUCAGACAGCAAAAGUAAAGUGGAAAAAAUGGAGCUUUUGUCACAACGCAGGUCUCUUCCUAUUUUUCCUGUUCAACAAGAACUUGUAAGAGAAGCCUGGAAAAAUCAUUCCAUCAUUCUCAUUGGUGAAACAGCUUGUGGAAAGACUACACAGGUACCUCAGUUUUUAUACUCAGCAGGUGUUCACAGUAAUGGAGUGAUUGGUAUCACACAGCCUCGUAGGGUAGCUGCUAUAACAAUAGCAGAGCGUGUGUCUCUAGAAAUGGGAAUAGAUCUUGGUGAUUUGGUUGGUUAUUCAGUUCGAUUUGAUGACAUGACUUCAGAAAAAACAAAGAUCAAGUACCAAACUGAUGGAAUGUUGUUGAGGGAGUCUAUAUCUGAUCCUCUGUUGAAAAGGUAUAAUGUGAUAAUUCUAGAUGAAGCUCAUGAACGAACUUUACACACUGAUGUUCUGUUUGGAAUAAUUAAGUCAGCUCAAAUUCAGAGAAAAAGAAAAAAGUUGCACCCUCUUAAGAUUAUUGUGAUGUCAGCAACAAUGGAUGUGGACCACUUUUCUCAGUAUUUCAACAAUGCUCCUGUAUAUUAUUUAGAAGGGAGACAAUACUCUGUUCAGAUGAUGUACACAAUGAAGGAGCAAGAAGACUAUGUUUUCACUGCUCUGGUCACUGUGUUUCAGAUUCAUCAGUACGAACCUGAAGGUGACAUUCUUGUAUUUUGUACUGGUCAAGAAGAAAUUGAAUCAAUGGUGAAAGCUGUACGAGAAACUUCUUCACAGUUACCAUUUGAUUGUGCUCCACUUACUGUCUUCCCUCUUUAUGCAGCAUUACCAUCAGCACAUCAGUUAAGAGUAUUUCAACCUGUUGCAAAGGGCUCCAGGAAAGUUAUCUUUUCAACAAACAUUGCUGAAACUUCAAUCACAAUUCCUGGCAUUAAGUAUGUGAUUGAUACAGGGAUGGUGAAGGCAAGGACAUACCAUCCAGGAAGUGGCUUAGACCUUUUGAAAGUACAGAAAAUCUCAAAGGCACAAGCAUGGCAACGAGCUGGCAGGGCUGGUAGAGAAAUGAGUGGAGUUUGUUACAGACUGUACACCAAGCAGGAAUAUGAAAAUCUCAGAGAAUAUAGUAUUCCAGAAAUUCAGAGAUGUAAUUUAGCAAGUGUGAUUCUACAGUUACUUGCAAUUGGUAUCAAAGAUGUUGAGCACUUUGACUUUAUGGACAAACCCUCACCUGAGAUAGUAUCCAGUGCUUUGUUGCAGCUUCAACUUUUGAGUGCUGUGGAAAAAGAAGACUCUUGUUGGAAGCUCACAUCCCAGGGAAAACAGAUGGCACUGUUUCCUCUUGAACCAAGAUUUGCCAAAGUUAUUUUCAUGUCAAAAGAACUUGGGUGCACGGAAGAAAUUCUGACCAUCAUUUCACUUCUUUCUGUUGAAUCUGUGGUUUUUGUUCCAUCUAAAAAGAGGGAGAUAGCCGUAGAGGUUCACAAGAAGUUCCAGUCUAAUGAGGGAGAUCAUAUCAUGCUGAUGAAUAUCUACAGAUCUUUCAAGAGUGUGAAAGGAAACAAGAAAUGGUGUACUGAUAACUUUGUCCACCAUCGGAAUUUAUUGAUGGCUGUAGAAGUAAGGAAACAGUUGGCUGAACUCUGUAAACAUGUAGGGAUCCCACUGAAGUCUUGUGGUCAAGACACAGCACGUGUAAGGAAAUGUCUUGCAUAUGGAUUGUUCUUGAAUGCUGCAGAGCUUCAGAGAGAAGGAGGCUAUAACACACUUGAUACUCGACAACGAGUGACUAUUCACCCAUCAUCGUGUUUGUUUGUGAACAAACCGGCUUAUGUCGUGUUUACUGAACUGAUACAAACUUCCAAGUGUUACAUGAGAUAUCUUAGCAUCGUUGACCCUGAUUGGCUUUUAGAAGCUGCCCCAAGCUACUUCAGACAGAAGAGACUGUACAAGGUCAAUUAGAUAGUAAUGAUCUUCAUGAUCGUUACAACGUUUUUUAUGAGCCCUGUGGAAACUCAGUUUGUAAAAACAAAACAUUUUAUUACACAAAAUAACUGGCAGACUCUUAUAUUGUGUCAUGUAUUUUUUCAUCAUACAAUUUGAAAUAAAAAAUAUAUGAAGUU